UACUCACACACGUUUAUCUUACACACAAAAGAAUCCAAUGAAUACUUCACAAAUAUCCACACUACUUAGACUUUAAGUACACUUCAUAAACAAAUUAAAGUUUCAUUAUUUGGUGUGAGAAUAGCAUAGAGUGUUGAAUAUGGCAUUGAGAGGCAAACCAUUAUUAGCCACCAACAACACCAACCUAGGCACAGAUGUUUUCCAAGUUGGAAACAUUAGUUGGAAGCAAUUCAAUGUUAAGACAUCCCCAAAACCAGUGUUGGUGUUUGCACCAACCGUAGAAGGAACAUAUCCUGUCAUAUUGUUCUGCCAUGGUUAUGCCAUUUCUAAUAGAUACUACUCUAAGCUAUUAGGCCAUAUAGCUUCUCAUGGAUUCAUUGUUGUUGCUCCUCAAUUGUUUACCUUGAACAUGCCUAUGCUUGGAGUAUGUGAAGUAAAAUUUGCAGAAAAAGUUGCUAGUUGGAUAGCCAAGGGACUUCAACCUAAGAUCAAUGAAAACAUUCAACAAAAUGUUAAAGCAAAAUUGGACACAUUGGUUCUAGCUGGUCAUAGUAAAGGUGGAAAAACAGUCUUUGCCCUAGCAAUAGAUCAAGCAAAAACCAACCUCAAAUUUUCAGCCCUAAUUGGAAUAGAUCCAGUGGCAGGCCCAGGUAAGGGCAUUUUAACGGGCCAGGCCCAAUCCUUCAACAUAAACAUGCCCGUUCUGGUGAUUGGAACUGGGCUCGGUCCAGAACCUUCUAAUUGCUCUCCUGUAUCAUGUGCUCCUGAGGGGAGGAAUUAUGUGGAAUUUUUCAAUGAGAGUAAACCACCUUGUGCACUUUUUGUGACUAAGGAUUAUGGUCAUAUGGAUAUGUUGGAUGAAGACACACAAGGAUUAAGAAGUAGACUUUUGAAGUGUAUGUGUAAGAAUGGAAUUGGGCCUAAGGAUUUGAUGAUAAGGACUUUGGGUGGGUUAGUUGUUGCAUUUUUGAAGGAUUAUUUGUAUAACCAAAAGAAAGAUUUUCAAGCUAUUUUGGAUGAUCCAAAUCUUGCUCCUGCCAAGCUUGAAGACCCUGAUUUUUAUCCAUGAUUUUGUAAUUUAUGUUUAGAUUUAUUUAUGAAAGACUAUGAAAUGAUCUUAUUUUCAUAAUAGAUUUAGUACUCCUAGCUAUUGCUCAAGUUAUUUUUCUUGUUUAUUUGAGAUUAGAUUUUUCUCUCUCUUUGUAGUAGUGAAUCUGUAAAACAUAAGAAUUUUUCCAUAAAAUAU
This is a messenger RNA of Vicia villosa (hairy vetch), 1246 nucleotides long. Its product is annotated as chlorophyllase-1-like. The record is from RefSeq and is a predicted model, not a curated record. The transcript has 2 exons. Gene Ontology annotation, biological process: chlorophyll catabolic process. NCBI's taxonomy places the organism in Eukaryota, Viridiplantae, Streptophyta, Magnoliopsida, Fabales, Fabaceae. Gene Ontology annotation, molecular function: chlorophyllase activity. The coding region runs from base 140 to 1069 and encodes 309 amino acids.